CUUGUUUUUUCAGUUCGUUCCUUCUUCCCCGCCUUCUUCUUUUAGGAACCAAAUAGAGAGCUCAAGAGAGAGAGUCGGUGAAACUAUAAUGGAGAGCGAGCCGACUCGAGUGAUGGUGGCGGUGAAUGAAUCGACUCUCAAAGGCUAUCCACACGCGUCGAUAAGCAGCAAAAAGGCAUUCGAGUGGACACUGAAGAAGAUCGUUCGGUCCAAUACCUCUGGUUUCAAGCUUCUCUUGCUCCACGUUCAAGUUCAAGACGAAGACGGUUUUGAUGACAUGGACAGUAUAUAUGCUUCACCUGAUGAUUUCCGACAAAUGAGGGAGCGUAACAAGGCUAAAGGACUUCACCUUCUUGAGUUUUUCGUUAACAAAUGUCAUGAGAUUGGGGUUGGGUGCGAGGCCUGGAUCAGGAAAGGUGAUCCCACUGAAGUGAUAUGCCAUGAAGUCAGGCGAGUCCGGCCAGAUUUUCUGGUUGUGGGAAGUCGUGGUCUCGGCCCAUUCCAAAAGGUAUUUGUUGGAACUGUGAGUGAAUUUUGUGUGAAGCAUGCAGAAUGCCCAGUCAUCACAAUCAAACGCAGUGCUGAAGAAUCUCCACAAGAUCCAGCUGAUGACUAAAUUCCAAAAGCAACGCAAAACCAUGCGUGCGAUUUCAUGUUUGCUGAAUCCCGCAAGCUUUUGAGAGACAAAUAAAUGGGUGUGUUGCAG
Molecule: messenger RNA, 706 nt
Organism: Arabidopsis arenosa
Lineage: Eukaryota; Viridiplantae; Streptophyta; Magnoliopsida; Brassicales; Brassicaceae
Source: the annotation of a GenBank genome assembly